This is a messenger RNA of Suillus paluster, 1563 nucleotides long. RefSeq names its product WD40 repeat-like protein. Gene Ontology annotation, cellular component: nucleolus. Gene Ontology annotation, biological process: positive regulation of transcription by RNA polymerase I; rRNA processing. The record is from RefSeq and is a predicted model, not a curated record. Lineage: Eukaryota; Fungi; Basidiomycota; Agaricomycetes; Boletales; Suillaceae. The coding region runs from base 1 to 1563 and encodes 520 amino acids. Gene Ontology annotation, molecular function: protein binding. The transcript has 5 exons.
AUGGACUAUCAGCCGGUAAUCGUACAGAGGCAUGCUCGUCCGGCUGCAGCCAAGCAUAGUCCAGAAUCAAGAUAUUGGCGUCAAUUUAAACACCCAGUAUUCAUCAAAGAAUACGCUCCGGUCACCUCCAUUCAGUUCUCUCCCUCUAAACCUCAUAGGUAUGCUGUAACAGCAGCAACUCGUGUCCAGAUUUAUGCACCCCGAACCCAGAAAGUCACAAAAACAAUUUCGCGCUUCAAGGAUGUUGCUCGCAGUGGUAAUAUUCGUCCUGACGGAAAGCUCGUCGUUGCCGGUGACGAUACAGGCCUGGUCCAGGUAUUUGACAUCAAUUCACGUGCCAUCCUCCGCACUCUGGAUUCGCAUAAGCAGCCGGUACAUGUCACCAAAUUUUCCCCCCUAGCACCCACCCAAGUACUCUCGUGUUCAGACGACACCACCGUAAAAUUAUGGGAUGUUCCAUCACAAGCCGAAGUAGUCACGUUCCAUGCUCACACCGACUACGUUCGCUCUGGUGAAGUUUCGACGUCUAAUCCGCAUCUCAUUUUCACUGGUUCUUAUGAUGCGACCAUGAGAUUAUUUGACACACGGACUAGUCAGUGCGAGAUGAUAAUGGGCGGAGAUGCUUCGAAUGCAGUACCGGUCGAGCAAGUCAAAAUGUUCCCAUCUGGUACAAUGGCCCUCUCAACUGCAGGUCCUAUCUUGCGCCUCUGGGACUUGGUCGCUGGUGGCCGUUGUUUACGUGCAUUUUCGAAUCAUCAGAAAACCAUUACCUCGCUUGCCUUUGACGGAUCCGCAGGUCGUUUGUUAACGGGGAGUUUGGAUCACAUGGUGAAGGUUUAUGAUGUCAGCUCGUACAAGGUCGUACAUACCAUGCGCUACCCCGCACCUGUCCUUUGUCUUGCCAUUUCCCCAGAUGAAACUCAUAUCGCUGCGGGAAUGUCUGAUGGCACCCUCUCUGUCAGACGGAGACAGCCAAAAGCCUCAGAAGGCGCGGAUCAGCCUUUCACUGCUGCUUUGAAAUCUGGGGCCUUCGAAACAUUCCUAGGAGGCACCCUUCCUACAAUUGGUCAAGGACGCACGAAGUCCAAAAUAAAGCCAAAGCCAACUGGAGAUGUGGACGAGUUGAGAAUUGAAAGCAGAAGAGCAAGGCAUCUGAGAGAGUACGACAGGCUACUGAAAGGUUUCAAAUAUUCAGGAGCUUUGGAUUCGGUGCUCAGAAAGAAUGUCCCUCCGACAACAACCUUCUCUCUUAUACAAGAACUGAUCCAUCGUGAUGGCCUUCGGAGUGCAUUGGCAGGUCGAGAUGAUGUCCUUUUGGAACCAGUCUUGCAUCUUCUCGUGAAGCAUGUCGCCGAUCCCCGUUUUGGUGAAAUGGUGUGCGAUGUCUCAAGUCUGGUCAUCGAAAUGUACACGCCAGUACUUGGACAGUCACCACUCAUCGAUUCGCUUUUCAUGCGACUACGAAAGAAAGUCCUUGCCGAGAUUCGGUUCCAAAAAGAACUGGUCAAAACAAAAGGCGCACUCGAAAUGAUUUUCGCGUCUGCUACACUAACUGCUGCAUAA